AUGACGAACAACGCCCUCAUCCCCUUCCUGGUCACGAUGAUGCUCGUGACCGGGGAUAUGCAAUGUGUGCGGAACUGUGAUUCACCCGAACCCAGCUACCGGAAGCUCUUCGAGCAGCCAGUCAUUCAAACAGCCCAGAUGUUCGUCGGCGAGAUGGGCUGCUGGCUCGUCGUUGGCCUAACCUCCCUCUACCGCUGCUACAUCGCCCCCCGUCUAUCCAGCGAUCCCUCUCCGCUCCUUGCCGGCGGAUAUCACCCAGUAAACGGAGAAGACGAGCGCCUAGAGAACGACGAUGAACAUAUCCGCGGACUCGACACCGACAACAGACACCCCAAGCCCCUCCGGGAGGACGACGAGCGCAUCCCACUGCGUGGCUGGAAGGUCCUCCUCCUCGCCGCGCCCUCCAGCUGCGAUAUCGCCGGCACAACCCUAAUGAACGUAGGCCUCCUCUUCGUGGCAGCAAGUAUCUACCAAAUGACCCGCGGCGCCCUGGUCCUCUUCGUCGGCCUGUUCAGCGUCAUCUUCCUCCGCCGCAAACUGUACAUGUACCAGUGGAGCGCGCUCUUCAUCGUCGUCCUCGGCGUGGCGGUUGUCGGUCUUUCUGGGGCUUUGUUCAGCGGCAAUUCUGGUCAUGAUAUCACGCAGGGUGAUGGAGCCGCGGGUACUGUUUCGCAUGCUAUGAUCAAGGCCCGUGCUGUUGCUGGGACCCCCGAGGCUGUGAAAGCUAUCAUUGGUGUGCUGCUUAUUGCGGCGGCGCAGAUUUUCACCGCUUCGCAGUUUGUACUGGAGGAGUGGAUUCUCGAGCACUAUGCUAUGGAUCCUAUCCAGGUUGUCGGCUGGGAAGGUGUAUUUGGCUUCUUGGUCACUCUCGUCGGUAUGGUCGUUAUGUACUUUGCCGUUGGGCGAACUGAGGCUGGUCGCUAUGGGUACUUUGAUAUGAAGGAGGGAUGGCGUCAACUGACUAGCAACCGUGCCAUUUCUGUUUCUAGUCUAGCGAUCAUGGUCAGCAUUGGCGGCUUCAACUUCUUCGGUCUAUCGGUUACUCACACCGUCUCUGCCACCUCCCGCAGCACAAUCGAUACCUGCCGUACCCUCUUCAUCUGGCUCGUCUCGCUCGGCCUGGGCUGGGAGACCUUCAAGUGGCUCCAAGUUGCCGGCUUUGCACUCCUCGUCUACGGAACAUUCCUGUUCAAUGACAUUGUCCGGCCCCCUCUCAAGGCCUGCUUGCCUCGCAACCGGGGAGAGGGCGAGGUCCUUCUCCCCGAGGAUCCUAUUGAGCAUAUUUGA
Penicillium arizonense is the source of this 1287-nucleotide messenger RNA. RefSeq names its product putative nucleotide-sugar transporter. Gene Ontology annotation, cellular component: Golgi membrane; intracellular membrane-bounded organelle. Gene Ontology annotation, biological process: pyrimidine nucleotide-sugar transmembrane transport. The record is from RefSeq and is a predicted model, not a curated record. Bases 1 to 1287 code for a protein of 428 amino acids. The transcript is spliced from 4 exons. Gene Ontology annotation, molecular function: pyrimidine nucleotide-sugar transmembrane transporter activity. NCBI's taxonomy places the organism in Eukaryota, Fungi, Ascomycota, Eurotiomycetes, Eurotiales, Aspergillaceae.